AAUCCGGGCCGGGUCUUCCCCAAAUCGAAAAGCACGAAUUUUCCUCUUUCGAAAUUUCCCCCAAUUUAUUUAUUUUUCCUUCAAAUUCGUGUUCAGAUCUAUUUCGUCUUCCAGAUCAAUCUUCAAAUCAAUUGUACACAAAAAAAAAUGGGUGUUAAGCGCACUUUUGAAGCUGAGGAUGUAAAAGAGUUCAACGUGAAGCAUGCAAGAGAGAUUGAUUAUUACAAUAAGCUAGCAAAACUAGAUGAAGGAGUUCCAUAUCGUGUUUCACUGGAGAAGUCUGGCGUUGUCUUAGGAGAGGAUCUGAAUGAUCUCUACGGGUUUAAAUGUGAGGAUAAUGUUGAGACCAAGACACCUUUCUCUUGGAUCACAUCCGAGGAGGAGUCUUCCCUUUCUCACGAAUCUCCCGAGUCAGAUUACCUCUGGAGUCCAGUGUCUCCAGCGGAUGAUGUUGAUUUGUGUCAGAGUUCUCCUAGAAAACAAGUUCCAGUCGGGUCGGAUUACCAAGCUGAUAUUCCUGAAUGUCUCAAGGAAGAAGUCAGUGAAGAACAAGGGAUGGGGAAGUGCGUUAUUCCAAUGCCUGACCGUGAAACCGAGGUCUUCGAAAUUGGUAAAGGAAGAAAGGAAUGCAUUUGCAUGGAUAAAGGAUCCAUCAGAUGCGUGCAGCAGCACAUCAUGGAAAACAGAGAGAGCUUGUUUAAAACUAUUGGAUACGAAAGGUGUUUGAACAUAGGUCUCGUUGAAAUGGGAGAGGAAGUAGCUUGUAAACUAACUGAGGAGGAAGAAGAUCUAUUCCACGAGGUUGUUUACUCCAAUCCGGUUUCAUUGGACCGGGAUUUUUGGAAGCAAUUAAAGUCUGUGUUUCCUUCACGAACCAUGAAGGAUAUUGUGAGCUAUUAUUUCAAUGUCUUCAUUCUUCGAAGAAGAGCUGUACAGAAUCGUUCUAGAAGCUUGGACAUUGAUAGUGACGAUGAUGAGUGGCAAGUAGAGUAUGAAAACACGUUUUAUGGUCCUGAAACUUCAGAUGAGAAAACAGGAAAAAGCCUCUCAAGAGAUGAAGAAGAAGAGGUGAAUGCUGAAGAAGAUUCUUGCAUCUCCGAUGACUUAAUCUACUCUCAGUGUCCGGUUAAAAACAGAGAAGUAUCUGACGUUGGGAACUAUUGGCGCCACUGCAAUGAUCUUGUGGAGGAUCUUCCAUUUUCCUUUGACGCUUGUGAUUCGUUACUAUCAGAUCAUUGUUGGAGUAAGAACAUUGAUUUUCUGCCAACUUCCAACAUCAUCGACGAGAUCUUUGGUCAAGAAAAUCCAUGGGAUGAUUUCUGUAAGGGAAAGUAAAUGAAGAAUGGUGUCUCGUAUCUCCAUUGUUACAGUUCUGAAUCUUAUGUGUAAAUGCAUUAUUUAAGAUCAUCUUCCAAGCUGGAUGUUGUAUGAGAGUUCUCUGUAUAGUUCAAGUCCUAGAGUCUUUUUUUUUUUUUUUUUCUAUUUUUGAUACUUAGGUUAUUUAUAAUUGCCUUUGUAAAUC
This is a messenger RNA of Eruca vesicaria subsp. sativa (arugula), 1522 nucleotides long. The record is from the annotation of a GenBank genome assembly. Lineage: Eukaryota; Viridiplantae; Streptophyta; Magnoliopsida; Brassicales; Brassicaceae.